AUGCAUCUCAAUCAACUUUUUGUCUAUCUACUCCUCGGGAUCGUCUCUGGUGCUGCUGGUGCACCGGUCAGCAGCAAUGUGAUAGCCUCUUCUGAGUUUACAACAGGCAUCACCCAGAGUUCCAACGUCGAGAGCAGUUCUGAUCCCGAUAUAAGAACCAUCGGCGCUUUAAGCCACCCUACUCAAAUAGUCGUACCGGUUGAUAGUCAUUCGGUGAUGGAAGCUCGUUCAAGGAAUAUCAGCGAAGGCUGGCAUGAGGUGGGUAGUGACGAAGAUGACGACGAGAAGUGGGAAGAGAUACAUCAUCCGGGCCAAGCACCAGGGCACCCUACCAAAUCGACUGCUGCAGCGCAUCCCGAGCCACCAAGAACAGUUGCUAACGUUCCAAAGCAGAAGCCAAAAGCACCCGAACGGAAAAAUUCACUGGUAUCGCUCUUGAGCUAUACCUGGGACGGGAUCAAAACCGGACGAAUAGGCGAUAACGAAGUUUCCCUAAUGGAUACGUUGAUUCAUGAUGAAGCAGUUGACCUUAUUGACCAGGCCGCUAAAUACGAAUGGGGAUUAACGAAUUAUCUCAUAAAUCAUCAGAACCCGUACAUGUACCCAGCCGCCGCCCACCCGGAUACGAUGAACACAACGGAGUUCAAGUUCCUCUUGAAGCUCGAGUACGAUUAUGGAGGAAAAGGAACAAAUUACUGUGAGGGACAGGUGAGGGGUGAGCCCGAGGAUAGAUGCAUAGGGAUCAUCAGAUGGGGCAAAGACGAAUCUGGCAAGAGACGUAUAUCAGAACUCAGAAAUAAGGAUGGGGUUGUUACUCAAAUUCCACCAAUAUAG
Lentinula edodes (shiitake mushroom) is the source of this 834-nucleotide messenger RNA. RefSeq lists its product as uncharacterized. The coding region runs from base 1 to 834 and encodes 277 amino acids. The record is from RefSeq and is a predicted model, not a curated record. Lineage: Eukaryota; Fungi; Basidiomycota; Agaricomycetes; Agaricales; Omphalotaceae. The transcript is spliced from 4 exons.